Messenger RNA from Dendrobium catenatum, 1902 nucleotides. Its product is annotated as carotenoid cleavage dioxygenase 7, chloroplastic. Gene Ontology annotation, molecular function: 9-cis-epoxycarotenoid dioxygenase activity. Bases 1 to 1902 code for a protein of 633 amino acids. Gene Ontology annotation, biological process: carotene catabolic process. The record is from RefSeq and is a predicted model, not a curated record. Gene Ontology annotation, cellular component: chloroplast stroma. The transcript has 7 exons. Lineage: Eukaryota; Viridiplantae; Streptophyta; Magnoliopsida; Asparagales; Orchidaceae.
AUGCAAGCCGCGCAGCCUCACCAUUUCCCCCAAAUAUGCCCCCCACUCUCCGCAGCCAAACUCAUUCCAUUCACUCCGGCCGCCACCUCCAUCUCCAUCUCUCGCCGCCGCCUCACCUCCACCAGCACCUGCAUCUCCGCCGCCGUCACCCCCAUCCUUCACCCCCCUUCCACCGAACCGAUCACCCCUCCCUUACCCACCGACUCCGUCGCCACCUCCUUCUGGGACUACCAAAUGCUCUUCCUCUCCCAGCGCACCGAAACGCCAUACCCCAUCCCCCUCCGCAUCGCCGACGGGGCAAUCCCCGCCGAUUUCCCUAUCGGGACAUACUACCUCACCGGCCCCGGCAUCUUCUCCGACGACCACGGAUCGACGAUUCAUCCGCUCGAUGGACACGGCUACCUCCGCGCCUUCGAAUUUCGCGACCGUGGUUCGGUGUGGUACUCCGCCAAGUACGUUGAGACGGAGGCGAAGAAGGAGGAGAGGGAGGAGGAGACCGGCGAGUGGCGAUUCACUCAUCGAGGGCCGUUCUCGAUGUUGAAGGGUGGGAAGAAGGUUGGCAAUAUGAAGGUGAUGAAGAAUGUGGCGAAUACUACUGUGUUAAGGUGGGGUGGACGGUUACUGUGUUUGUGGGAAGGUGGGAAGCCGUACGAGAUUGACGGCAGGACGAUGGAGACGAUCGGAGCUGUUGAUUUGAUUGGUGACGGCGAUGAGGUUAGCCGCCGGCGAUGGCGACGAUUUGGCGAGGUGGGUUUGGAUUUGGCCGCCGCACUACUGAGACCAGUGCUGCACGGUGUUUUCAAGAUGCCACAAAAAAGAUUACUGUCACACUAUAAAAUAGAUGAGAAGCGGAACCGGCUGCUGAUUCUUUCAUGUAAUGCUGAAGAUAUGCUGCUUCCUCGUUCUAAUUUUACUUUCUAUGAAUUUGACAGCAACUACGAGCUGAAGCAGAAGAAAGAUUUCUCCAUUCCUGACCAUCUCAUUAUCCACGAUUGGGCUUUUACUGAGAAUCACUACAUUCUGAUUGGCAAUCGCAUCAAGCUUGAUCUCCAAGGAUCAAUGCUUGCAGUAUCUGGUCUUUCUCCUAUGAUUUCUGCACUAUCGGUAAAUCCCAGCCAAUCCAAAACCCCUAUUUACCUUCUACCACGAUUUGAAAGCAGAGUAAACAAGCUAAGAGAUUGGAGAGUUCCCAUUGAAGCACCAUCACAGCUAUGGAUCUCUCACAUUGCCAAUGCAUUCGAGGAAAAUGAAGAUGAAGAUGGAGUUAGGAUUCAAAUCCAGGCCGCAGCUUGCUCUUACAAGUGGUUCAACUUUCAGAAAAUAUUUGGUUAUAAUUGGCAGAGUAGGAGGCUGGAUCCAUCUUUCAUGAAUGAGUUUGAAGGCAAUGGGUCCCAGCUGCCUCACCUUGUUAGGGUCUCUAUUGAUCUGGAUGGAAGAGGAGAGUCCCGUUCCUGCAGCAUCGCCAACUCUUCAAGCAAAUGGAGCUGGCCGGCUGACUUCCCGGCAAUCAACGGCGCCUUUGCCGGCCAAAGAAACAAGUUCAUAUAUGCCGGCACGGCUUCAGGAACAAGGAGGUUCUUGCCACAUUUUCCCUACGACUCUGUGGUGAAGGUCAACUGCUCGGAUGGAACAGUGUCUUUUUGGUGCACCGGCAGACGAAAGUUCAUCGGAGAACCCAUCUUUGUUCCCAAAGUUGGUACCUUGGAGGAGGACGAUGGUUAUAUCCUUCUUGUAGAGUACGCAGUUUCGAAGCUAAGAUGUUAUUUAGUGAUACUGGAUGCCAAGAGAAUUGGCAGAGCUAAUGCGUUUGUGGCGAGACUGGAAGUUCCUAAGCAUCUUUACUUCCCUCUCGGUUUCCAUGGAUUUUGGGAUGAUUUCACACACAAUCACAACAUAAAAUAA